Messenger RNA from Anarrhichthys ocellatus (wolf-eel), 6894 nucleotides. RefSeq names its product ataxin 2 (gene atxn2). The coding region runs from base 414 to 3806 and encodes 1130 amino acids. Gene Ontology annotation, cellular component: cytoplasmic stress granule. The transcript is spliced from 26 exons. Gene Ontology annotation, biological process: cytoplasmic stress granule assembly. Gene Ontology annotation, molecular function: mRNA binding. NCBI's taxonomy places the organism in Eukaryota, Metazoa, Chordata, Actinopteri, Perciformes, Anarhichadidae. The record is from RefSeq and is a predicted model, not a curated record.
GUCCCCUUUCAGACUGUUUUGGUCUUUUCGCUGUUAGCAACGGAAAGAACCUGAGAUAGCUGUAAACCUUAUUUUGAGAUAAACGAUUUAUUUUGUUAGAAUUACACAACAAAUUGGCAAGAGGUGUAACACCCUUGUUUAUUUUGGAAGAGUAAUUGAGGCUUGUUGUCUUUUUAAAACAUUAUUUUUUUCUGUUUUAAUAGGAAUUGUACAGAUUGCUAAUUUAGAUAGCAACUGUUAGCAAGCUAGCUUCUUAGCAUAGCAUCCUCCUCAAGAGGCACGUUGACGUUACCCUGUUAGCUAGCCACAUCAGAGGAUCGCUAACGUUUGCGAGCUGUCACAUAGUCACACAUCGUUGAGAAAUUGCGGUGUGAAGCUGGUCGUUUUAAGACGCGGAGUUUUAUGGGAUCACCAUGUCAAUGAAGGCCGGUGGAAAUCGCAGCAAGCCCGGCGGUGGCAACACCUCUAGUGCCGCCACCGCCUCUGGUGCCGGAGGAAGCGGUGGAGGACGACAGAAUCUGGGCAGGGGAAGACACAGUGGUAAAGGUCCCGCAGCAGUCAUUUUCAAUGGUGUAUAUGCAAAUAUGAGGAUGGUCCAUGUCUUGACUUCAGUGGUGGGGACCAAGUGUGAGCUGAAAGUGAAAAAUGGAGCAGUCUAUGAAGGAGUAUUUAAGACAUACGGUCCAGAGUGUGACCUGGUGCUGGACGCAGCCCACAGAAAGAGCCCAGAGCCGAGCAUAGCUCCCAGGAAAGAGGAUAUUGUGGAGAGCAUCAUUUUCAAGGCCUCAGAUGUCGUAGUGGUGACCUUCAAAGAUGUGGACCUGAAUUUCGCCAGGAAAGUCUCCUCUGAUACAGACAACUUCACAGAUGCAGCAGUGAGCAGUAAGAUCAAUGGUGAGCAUAAAGAGAAGGAUCUUGAGCCCUGGGAUGGAGGAGAGACCCACAACUCUGACAGCCUGGAGUCUCUGGAUACAGAUGUGUCAAAUGGCUGGGACCCCAAUGACAUGUUCAAGUACAACGAGGAGAAGUAUGGGGUCUUGUCUACAUAUGACAGCAGCCUGUCCACAUAUACGGUCCCCCUGGAGCGAGACAACUCAGAAGAGUUCCAGAAGAGAGAAGCGCGUGCUGCCCAGCUGGCAGAGGAGAUUGAGGCCAGUGCCACAUAUAAAGCCCGUGUGGCCCUGGAGAACGACGAACGCUCUGAGGAGGAGAAAUAUACUGCUGUCGUGCGUGGGGAAAGGGAGACUCAUACACUUAGCAGAGAGAACAAGUACAUUCCUCCAGGUCAGAGGAACAGGGAGGCGAUGUCCUGGGGACCGGGACGUCAGAACUCACCUCGUCUGGCUCAGAGCUCAGGUGGACCCCCGACUCCUCGACCAGGACCUCACGACUACAGUCCCGGGGCCGACCAGAGGGUGGUUAACGGAGGUUCAUCCCAUUGGCCCUCACCCUGUCCGUCUCCUUCCUCCCGCCCCCCUUCUCGUUACCAGUCUGGCCCCUCCUCCCUGCCUCCUCGGGCGACCACGCCCACCAGGCCACCCUCCAGACCCCCCUCUAGACCUUCCAGGCCUCACUCUCAUUCAUCCCACCCCUCCUAUCCCUCCUCCUCAUCCUCCUUUUCCCACCAUGGGCCCACGUCGCCAGCCUCCACUCUGCCCAAACGCAUGUCUUCAGAAGGCCCACCCAGGAUGUCUCCAAAGUCCCAGCGGACGCCUCGUGCUCACAGAGUGCCACCCUGCCGGACCCCUGGAGCCCCAUCCGGAGUGGAUUUGAUUUCCCACAAUGCUCCUGGAGAGGUCCCAGUGACUCCACCGACCAGGAGCAGCUCCUCUGGAGGGACAUGGUCCUCUGUGGUUAGUGGAGCUCACAGACCACGCUCCCCCCGACAGAAUAAUAUGGGUGGAGCCUGUUCCCUCCCAGCACCCCAGACAGGAACAGCUCCUGUGGAAACUGUUGCUGCAGCGACAUCAGCUUCCUCUCCUACUGCUGGUAGCCCCGCCCCCAACAUGGUUGCCUCUUCUUCAGCAGAUGCAAAAGAGUGUCGUGUCCAGGAGACGAGACAGACAUCCCCGACUGCAAACAAGGAAAACAUCAAGCCCCUGGAUAGCUCACCUAGUAUCACCAGAACAGUCUGUAAAGGACCCCCCUCUAUGGCACAAGACCACAGAAAACAAAUAGAUAAUUUAAAGAAAUUUAGUGUUGAUUUUAGGUUGCAGUCUACUUCAAACCCAGAAGCUGCUUUUGACCCGAUGAUGACCAAGCCUCCCAGAGAUCCAGCAGACAAGCCGAAGGACCUCCCCCUGGACAAAGCCUCCACAGUGGGGCGGGAGGGCACUGAAGACGGUGUUGUGGUGAUUGCUGCCGGCGCCCCCGUUGGCGCCCCUGCUCCAUCCACCACAAACGCCAAUAAGCCCGGCAGCCCUGCUGCGCUGUCCCCGUCUCCAUCAGCCCCUGACCAAAAGAGGGCGGGACAGGACGUGACAUCACAGGGAGUUCAGACGACAGCCACGUCCUCCUUCAGUGGACCCAAGCAUGAAGAGAAGGAGGAGAAAAAGGAGGCAGUACAAGAUCAAGUGAGAAAAUCAACCUUGAACCCAAAUGCCAACGAGUUCAAACCCAGGUUCAAUGUGCAGCCCAAACCAGCAAACACCCCGACGCCUCCCCGGCCUCAGGGCCAGCCCAGCCCCUCCAUCGUGGUCCAGCAGCCUCAGACUGUCUACGGCCAGACCGUCUGCUUCCCCCAGAUGUAUCCCCUCACACCAGUCAGCCCUGGAGUGCAGAAAAGCAUAAUAUGGAAGUCUCCAGCUAUGUACCAGGUUCAGAUGCCUCAUAUGACAGUCAGUCAGUCUAAACCCUACAGACCAGGUAAAGUACCCAACAUGCCCCAGCAGAGGUCAGACCAGCACCACCCGCAAGGCACGCCCACCAUGAUGCACCCAGCGACGGCCGCAGGACCCCCUAUUGUAGCUCAGAGCCCCGCUUACUCUGCCCAAUACUUCACCUGCAGCCCGCAGCAGUUCACCAGUCAGCCACUGGUCCAGCAGAUGACACAUUACCAGUCACAGGCGCAGCACGUGUUCAGUCCGGUGAUGCAGGGCAGUGCCAGGAUGAUGGCGCCUCCCACACACGGCCAACCCACGCUCGUCUCUUCCUCAACUACACAGUACCCGGAGCAGACACACACCAUGUAUGUGUCUCAAGGGCCAAUGCCUCAGCAGUACUCCCACCCCAACGCCACCUUGCACCCUCACCAACAGCAUCCCCAGCCCUCUGCCACACCUACAGGCCAAGGCCAGCAGGGUGGUCCACAACAACACGGAGGUCCUCCUAACCACCCAGCUGCCAGCCCAGUCCAGCAGCACCAACAGCACCAGCAAGCAGCAGCAGCGGCAGCAGCAGCCCAGGCCCUCCACCUGGCCAACCAGCCCCAACAGCAGCAGAUGUACUCUGCCUUGGCCCCCACUCCUCCCUCCAUGACCCCGGGGCCCAAUCCCCAGUCUCCCCAGGCCUCGUUCCCCUCUGCCCAGCAGACUGUCUAUAUCCACCCGCAGCAGGUGCAGCACGGCUACAACCACAAUCACAUGGCACACGUGCAGCAGGCCCAUAUGCAGUCUGGUAUGGUGCAGUCUCACCACCCGGGGCAGACCCACCCCACUAUGAUGCUGAUGGCUACCCAGGGUCCUCCAGGCGGUCCGCAGCAAGCCAUGCCCCAGAAUGCCCUCAACCCCAUACCCGUUUCCUCCACCACACAUUUCUCCUACCUGGCACAUCCACAAGUGCAAGCCCAUCAUCAGCAGCAGCUGUAGAUAGAGGGCACCAGUGAGCCGAGGGACUCGCUCUGCGUCACGCUUCUCAACCAGAGCCUUCAUAACCAGGCGAUGAAGAGAAUCAGAGCCCUCCCUCCCUCUCCUCUCCUCUCCUCUCCUCUCCUCUCCUCUCCUUCCCUCCCUCAUCCUCACCAGACAUGCUUCACAUCAGCUUUUCUUUCUUCCCCUCCCUCCCUUCCAGACUAGGCAAUAAGAGAAUGUCCAUCAGGUUGAUGCAGUGACAUGUUUUAACAAGCUAGAGAGUUUUAACAGGCAAGACUGCUCAUAUUCAGCCUCCUCCUCCCCGAUCACAUGCAGACAUCUGCAAACACACACACACACACACAGAGAUGAACACACAAACAGAACACCCACACGCUUUCAGGGGUCCCAAAAUUGCAACUUGAGUCAGCUUGCCAAGUAAGACGUGAAAGAGAGAAUGAGAGAAACUAAUCAGAGAGUGAAGAGGAAAAUUCAACUGGAACUUGUAUUUUGUCUGCACCUUGUUCUAAAAAAGAAAAAAAAGAGAGAAUCUUCCAACAUUUAGACAGUAUUAAUCUUACUGUUUAUUGCUGCUGCUAUGUGCUGCGUUUGUUGACAGGUUUCUAACCAAACUAAAAAAGCAAGGUGACGAGAAGCUUCCUGUGAAUUAAACCUGUUUUGGCAGCCAAGAGGACAGGAGAAACGUUAUUUAUGAAAUUAUAAUGGCUGAGGUGAUCAGAUCCCACUUCUCACCCGACCCUUAUGUAACUUUUAAGUUAAAACUUUUACUUUGUAGAUAAUAUAAAUAAUUUAAAAAAUGAGCAAAAAAAUUUAAAAACAAUAAAAAAGUUUUAAAAACUGAAAUGCUUACUGUGGUUUCAUUGCACUGUUCCUUCAUCACCAUGAACAUCUGACGUUUUUCAAUCUAUCCCGCUCACGAUGUCCUGCUGCCGUAAAUACUCAAAGGGGCACCAACUUUGUGUUUGUUCAGAAAGUGACCUGAAGCUGAAGCUACACCGGUUUGGGAAGUCCGAAGGUAUUCAGAGACCGACUAAUGCAACAUCGUUCCUUUGUCUUUCCAACAGCUGAAACACAAAUGUAAUCUGCAACUAUCUGGAUCGAUAAAUCAUAAAGUAAUUUAUCAUUUGCUUAUUCCAGUUUAUAGACAAGGAUUUAUGUCUUUGUAAGAAAACUAGUAAAUUCGAACUUGCGUUUUAAUAGCCUGGGAAGAUUUUUAUUUUUCUCUGAGGAGCAAAAGCUGCUUUUGAGUUUUUCUCAAUGCCCACUAAGGUUGAGAAUCCAACCCUGUGGCUGAAUGCAGUUUUUAUAUACGACUCCAGUGGCCAGACAUCUGAAGAGUUAGUUAGAAUGAGUAGUGUUCAAGGGGCGGUUUGGAGGGCAUGAGCUGGGACCAGGCUGAUCCUCUAGGGUGGCCUUAACGCCACCUCCUAGGUGAGCGAAGCUACCAGACCUGGAACGGGAAGGAUGGUGUCGGGGCCGGUGCGGAGACCUCCUUCCCCACAAACUGGUGGUAAAGAGCGGCAGACUUGACUUUGGCCGGUAGGAGAGAGAGAGAACCUCAAUCUUGUAAACAAGAUUGUUGUGAGUUUAGUCUUUCGGCGGACUGGAUAUACUCGAGGUUUUUAUGAUCUGUCUAAGAUCAGGCUAAGGAGGACAGCUUGGUCCCCUGGAGCCAGCAGUUUCCACUUCCCAAUGUCGUUCUUUUCAGCCGGGGAAAGUCUCCUUGAAAAGGAGGCGCAGGGGAGCUUCUGGUCAUCAGCAGCCCAAUUGGACAAGAUGGCUCCAGCCCCCAACGUCAAGUCAACUCGACAGCAAACUAUCUCUCAGGGUCAGGAACGUGAAGGAUGGGGGCAGAUGUAAACCGGGCCUGAAGGUUCUGGAAGGUCUCCUAGGGCUAGUUUCGUGGUCUGGCUCAAGAACAUCACCCACUACUGGUGAGCCCUGACUUUUGCUGGACAUCGGUAAACAAAGUACUUAAAAAAAAAAAAGGUCACAGUAGUCUACACUUUGUCAUGAAGAAGUCGUAGAGUAGAAUGCUGCUGCGUUUUGUUUCCAGACUUCAUGACCACGCUGAAAACAAAACACGACGUAAACAUUUAACAUGAUAAACUCAGGCUGGUGGAGGCUACAUUUGGAUUCUAGAUCCAUCAGAAUUACUAGAAGUACCAGACGGCCUAAAAAAAAGGACCAAUAAUCUGUAAAGGUUAUUGGUAUACAUCAGCAGGUAUUUAUUUUGGAGAACAAGGCGACACAGACUUCAGAGCUUGCUCAUUUUUUUUGGUUAGAUUUAUUUUACAAAAGUCAAAUAUACAGUUGAUAUAUAUUUAAUAUUAUUUAGAUGCUUAUAACAAAGGGAUGCAGAUGAAAUGACAGAUUUGAAAAAGGUUUUUUGUGGUUUUCAUUGGCUGUUGAGAUGGACUGGAAUGUUUACAGUGCUAAGUUAAACAGAAUGAACAGUAUUGAGAACACAUCACAUUCAUCAACUGGACAUUUAAAAACAAACAUACGCGGGAGACUAGAGGCGUUGCUGGAGCGGAUGCUGAGGAUGAAAGACACCUGAGGUACACGGGGAUGUUAAGGAAGUGUUAACUCGAUUAUUGCAGACACAUUGGAUUGACAACCAUGACACAAACUUAAAAGCCAUAAAACUGUAGGAAAAUAUGGUAGUCCUGGUUUUAAAUAUAGCAUUUUUCUCUGGGAUUUCUGGCAUUUAGGAAAUGUUUUUCUUCAGUCGAUGAGCGGAGAGUAAACACUGAAUUCUCACUCACUUAAUUCCUCCACCUAGAAGCGUCUGAUCGCUUCUUUCAUACAUAGAAUGGUGUGAAGCGCUGGGCAUCUAUCAGAUAUUGCACUAAACAAGUUCUGCACCACAUCACACCCUGAGCUUUGGGGGGAAAAGGGGAAAAGCAACAGCAGCUUUCUGGCAAAGGCACAGUCAUUCUCCCUAAAAAAUAAAACUAGUGAUCAGCAAAGAGAAGGGACUGAUUAGUCAAAAGAGUUAUUGUUACCGUUGCUUUCCUUUAGCAGAAUUAAAACAGAGACGUGAUGAGGGAUUUGUUUGGACUCGGGCACAUUAAAAGGCAGG